AUGGCUCAUAGACAUAUAAUUUCACAAUGCAAGGCAAAAAUUCCACCCUGUGAGACAUGCCAGAGUUUUCAGCAAACUUCCUUGUUUUGCCCAAAAAAUAAAAUUGAAAGCAGCUCGUCUGAAGCCGAAACCCACGGACAGGAAGUCGUAAUUUCUUCCGUUUUAAAGGCAGAAGAGAACCCUGGCAGUUACGCGACCUUACUUCAAACGGCUAACGUCCAGGCAGAAAAUGGUGCCAACAAGAUCAUGGCUAGACUUUUAUUUGAUUCAGGAUCACAAAAGUCCUUCUUGCGCAGUGAUCUGAAACAAGCUUUAAAAUUAAAAUCAAUACGCCAAGAGAAGCUUUUGAUUUAUACUUUCUCGAAACGAGAACCCAUCGAGAAAAUAUUCGAUGUUGUACGAUUCAGAAUAAGGAGCAAAUUUCCCCCUUAUCAAUUCUUAAACAUUGAGGCUUUGGCGUCAGAAGAAAUAACUGGCGCGGACGUAUACUCGAACGUUGACCUCAAACAUGUAAACAGAGUCAUUCCAGCCACCUGCAACAUUUCUGACUCCCUCGAAAAUUCCACCCCUAUCCAGAUCCUGUUGGGGGCGGACUUCCUGUGUGAUGUUCUAAGGGGAGAAGCAAGAAAAAUAAAUAAAAACUUGUUCUUGCAGCCGACACUUUUCGGUGAUACUUUGAUUGGUCAAAUCCCAGACUUGCAGAAAAGAAAACAUUCUUCCGUAUUUACUGUAUCUUGUGCUGUAGUGGAAACUAAUCUGAAGCGCUUGUGGGAGUUAGAUUCUUUCUUGCUCGAUGGGACUUCGGAAAAUAAAUCCAGGGAUAAUUUAGGUGAUUUCGGAAAAGAGCUUAAAAUAAAAAACGGACGAUAUGAAGCACCGUUGCAAUGUAAAACAAAACGAAAUUAA
This is a messenger RNA of Argiope bruennichi, 906 nucleotides long. RefSeq lists its product as uncharacterized. The transcript has a single exon. Lineage: Eukaryota; Metazoa; Arthropoda; Arachnida; Araneae; Araneidae. The record is from RefSeq and is a predicted model, not a curated record. Bases 1 to 906 code for a protein of 301 amino acids.